Clonostachys byssicola is the source of this 876-nucleotide messenger RNA. NCBI's taxonomy places the organism in Eukaryota, Fungi, Ascomycota, Sordariomycetes, Hypocreales, Bionectriaceae. The record is from the annotation of a GenBank genome assembly.
AUGUCUUGGACACCAGUGUACGCCCAAGGAGAGCCCGGCAGCGGCAUUGGAGGAUACGAUCUCAAGUCAAAAGCUGAUCGUGUCUUUGCACUCGACUACAAUUCAUCUGGUCAACUAGACCAUCUCUGCCUUUAUCGCCCAGGAACAGGAGCUUUCUUCAUCAUACGCAAUCAGGGCGGAACCUUCUCUCCUGUUUAUUCGCAGGGCGAUCCCGGCAGCGGCAUUGGCGGCUACGAUCUCAAACAUGUCAACGAUGUUGCUUUUGCCUUCGACUACGAGAGCACAGGAAAGCUGGACCAUAUCGUCCUUUAUCGUCCUGGAUACGGCGCGAUUUACAUUCUGAAGCGAUCCGGCACCACUUGGACUCCCGUUUAUGCGCAGGGUCAUUUGGGAAGCGGAAUCGGAGGCUAUGACCUUAAGAGUGCAAACGAUCGCAUCUUCGCUUUCGAUUACAAUCACUCCGGGCGGCAGGAUCACCUUGCCCUCUACAGACCGGGAAAAGGUACUUUCUUCAUUUUGAAGAGAUCUGGUACCACCUGGAGCGCGGUGUACGCGCAGGGUGAUCCAGGUAGUGGUAUCGGCGGAUACGAUCUGGGCCAAACGGCUGACAGAGCGUUCGCGCUGGACUACGACAGCUCAGGCAAGCUGGACCACAUUGCAUUGUACCGACCAGGCACUGGAACAUUUUGGAUCCUCAAGAACUCGAGUGCGGUGUUUGCCGAAGGUGACCCAGGAAAUGGUGUUGGUGGCUAUGACUUGAGCAGUGUCGAGGAUAAGGUGCUCGCUUUUGACUAUGAAGGCUCAAAGAAAGCUGACCAUUUGGUCCUUUACCGCACCAAUGCCACUGGUACAAUUUGGCUUCUCAAGCACACCUAG